GUAGUUUGUUUAAUUGUCUCUAUACUAAUACAGAUAGUAGUUUAUACUAAUACAGACUGAGUUUGUGGUCUAUCGCUGCUGUACAUAACACAGAGUGACGGGCGGGUCGCUGGAGUCUCUCCCUGGGUUGUGGGACCCACCGGUCACGUGAUCCUGUUCGCCCCGCCCAUUUAACCGCAGACGGGCAGCAGCGCGUCUGCUCCCGAGGCCCCGCCCUCCGGAUGACGCAAAGUCUCUUUGCGCAUGCUCACUGUCGCCAGAUGGACGAUGUUUGCCUUGCCGCUCAGUGCUGAAGCGGAUCGUCUGCGGGAUCGGGAAGGGACGAUCGCCUCCUUGAUCGGGGAGCCGGGGGUCGGGAUCACUGUCUGCGGGCUGAAGAUAUCACUUUCCCAUCGGUGAGUACUGAGACCGAUCCCGAGCGGGGAGAUCUGAUAUUGGCCGUCAGCCCCGAACUGCGGGCCAAUUACUCAUUUAGUAGCCAGUUAUCUGGGCUCGUCAGAAACGUGUCGACUCCACUUAAUCUGCAUUGAACGACCCAAACCAGGAAAGGCUGUCUCUUUCCGCAGAAUUGAAAUGGAAGUCCCGCCAACAGGUCACGUGAGGCUAUUUAGCCCCGCCCUCCGCUUUGUGACGCAAGAUCACGUGGUGUGUGCUCACAGCCCCCGAUGGGUGGUGACUCUCCGGGCCCCCUGGUAGCAGCAGAGAUACAGAGGAGCAGAUUGAGAGGCAGAUUCUGGAAAGGUUAAAAACGAGAAGGAAUUUAGCUCCUAGGAUCUCAAACACGGCACGCCAGUUUUGUUGUCUCUGUCCAGAUGUUUGAGAAGUGGAGCAAGGGAUUCAAUCGAUCAUCCUUCCUGCUCAGACUGUGGGGAGGGAUUCACUUGGUCAUCUGACCGACUGGCAUGCCUGUCAUUUUACACAGGGGAAAGGCCGUUCACCUGCUCAGACAGUGGGAGUGGAUUCACUCGGUUAUAUCAAUUGAAGAUACAUCAGCAAGUUCACACUGGACAAGGCCAUUCACUUGAUCUGUGUGUGAGAAGGGAUUCAGUCGGUCAUCCUACCUGUGGACACACCAGUCUGUUCACACUGGGCAGAGGCUGGUCAUCUGCUGAAUUUGUGGGGAAGGAUUCACUCGGUCAUCUGACCUAAUGGCUCAUCAGCGGGUUCACACCAGGGAGAAGCCGUUCACCUGCUCAGACUGUGGGAAGAGAUUCGCUAAUUCAUCCACCCUACAGAGACAUCAGCGAGUCCACACUGGGGAGAAGCCAUUCACCUGCUCAGUCUGUGGGAAGGGAUUCACUCGGUCAUCCAACCUACUGGCACAUCAGCGAGUUCACACUGGGGAGAAGCCAUUCACCUGCUCAGUCUGUGGGAAGAGAUUCACUAAUUCAUCCACCCUACAGAGUCAUCAGCGAGUUCACACUGGCGAGAAGCCAUUCACCUGCUCAGUCUGUGGGAAGAGGUUCACUGAUCAAUCCACCCUACAGAAACAUCAGCGAGUUCACACUGGGGAAAAGCCGUUCACGUGCUCAGAAUGUGGGAAGAGAUUCACUGAGUCAUCCAGCCUACAGAGACAUCAGCGAGUUCACACUGGGGAGAAGCCAUUCACCUGCUCAGUCUGUGGGAAGAGAUUCACUCGGUCAUCCAACCUACUGGCACAUCAGCGACUUCACACUGGGGAGAAGCCAUUCACCUGCUCAGUUUGUGGGAAGAGAUUCACUAAUUCAUCCAGCCUACAGGGACAUCAGCGAGUUCACACUGGGGAGAAGCCAUUCACCUGCUCAGUCUGUGGGAAGAGAUUCACUGAUCCAUCCACCCUACAGAAACAUCAGCGAGUUCACACUGGGGAAAAGCCGUUCACCUGCUCAGAAUGUGGGAAGAGAUUCACUGAGUCACCCAGCCUACAGAGACAUCAGCGAGUCCACACUGGGGAGAAGCCAUUCACCUGCUCAGUCUGUGGGAAGAGAUUCACUAAUUCAUCCAGCCUACAGAAUCAUCAGCGAGUUCACACUGGGGAGAAGCCGUUCACCUGUUCAGAAUGUGGGAAGGGAUUUACUCAGUUAUCCAACCUACAGAGUCAUCAGCGAGUUCACACUGGGGAGAAGCCGUUCACCUGCUCAGUCUGUGGGAAGAGAUUCACUAAUUCAUCCAGCCUACAGAAUCAUCAGCGAGUUCACACUGGGGAGAAGCCGUUCACGUGCUCAGAAUGUGGGAAGAGAUUCACUCAGUCAUCCAGCCUACAGAGUCAUCAGCGAGUUCACACUGGGGAGAAGCCAUUCACCUGCUUAGAAUGUGGGAAAGGAUUCACUCAGUCAUCCAAACUGCUAGUACACCAGUCAGUUCACAGUGGGGAGUGGCCAUUCACCUGUUCAGACUGUGGGAAGGGAUUCACUUGCUCGUCUAAGCUAAUGGCUCACCAGCGAGUUCACACUGGAGAGAUGCUGUUCACCUGCUCAGUCUCUGAGAAGAGAUUUACUGAGUCAUCCAACCUAGUGGCACAUCAGCAAGGUCACACUGGGGAGAAGCCAUUCACCUGCUCAGACUGUGGGAAGAGAUUCGCUAAUUCAUCCACCCUACAGAGACAUCAGCGAGUCCACACUGGGGAGAAGCCAUUCACCUGCUCAGUCUGUGGGAAGGGAUUCACUCGGUCAUCCAACCUACUGGCACAUCAGCGAGUUCACACUGGGGAGAAGCCAUUCACCUGCUCAGUCUGUGGGAAGAGAUUCACUAAUUCAUCCACCCUACAGAGUCAUCAGCGAGUUCACACUGGCGAGAAGCCAUUCACCUGCUCAGUCUGUGGGAAGAGGUUCACUGAUCAAUCCACCCUACAGAAACAUCAGCGAGUUCACACUGGGGAAAAGCCGUUCACGUGCUCAGAAUGUGGGAAGAGAUUCACUGAGUCAUCCAGCCUACAGAGACAUCAGCGAGUUCACACUGGGGAGAAGCCAUUCACCUGCUCAGUCUGUGGGAAGAGAUUCACUCGGUCAUCCAACCUACUGGCACAUCAGCGACUUCACACUGGGGAGAAGCCAUUCACCUGCUCAGUUUGUGGGAAGAGAUUCACUAAUUCAUCCAGCCUACAGGGACAUCAGCGAGUUCACACUGGGGAGAAGCCAUUCACCUGCUCAGUCUGUGGGAAGAGAUUCACUGAUCCAUCCACCCUACAGAAACAUCAGCGAGUUCACACUGGGGAAAAGCCGUUCACCUGCUCAGAAUGUGGGAAGAGAUUCACUGAGUCAUCCAGCCUACAGAGACAUCAGCGAGUCCACACUGGGGAGAAGCCAUUCACCUGCUCAGUCUGUGGGAAGAGAUUCACUAAUUCAUCCAGCCUACAGAAUCAUCAGCGAGUUCACACUGGGGAGAAGCCGUUCACCUGUUCAGAAUGUGGGAAGGGAUUUACUCAGUUAUCCAACCUACAGAGUCAUCAGCGAGUUCACACUGGGGAGAAGCCGUUCACCUGCUCAGUCUGUGGGAAGAGAUUCACUAAUUCAUCCAGCCUACAGAAUCAUCAGCGAGUUCACACUGGGGAGAAGCCGUUCACGUGCUCAGAAUGUGGGAAGAGAUUCACUCAGUCAUCCAGCCUACAGAGUCAUCAGCGAGUUCACACUGGGGAGAAGCCAUUCACCUGCUUAGAAUGUGGGAAAGGAUUCACUCAGUCAUCCAAACUGCUAGUACACCAGUCAGUUCACAGUGGGGAGUGGCCAUUCACCUGUUCAGACUGUGGGAUGGGAUUCACUUGCUCGUCUAAGCUAAUGGCUCACCAGCGAGUUCACACUGGAGAGAUGCUGUUCACCUGCUCAGUCUCUGAGAAGAGAUUUACUGAGUCAUCCAACCUAGUGGCACAUCAGCAAGGUCACACUGGGGAGAAGCCAUUCACCUGCUCAGACUGUGGGAAGAGAUUCGCUAAUUCAUCCACCCUACAGAGACAUCAGCGAGUCCACACUGGGGAGAAGCCAUUCACCUGCUCAGUCUGUGGGAAGGGAUUCACUCAGUCAUCCAACCUACUGGCACAUCAGCGAGUUCACACUGGGGAGAAGCCAUUCACCUGCUCAGUCUGUGGGAAGAGAUUCACUAAUUCAUCCACCCUACAGAGUCAUCAGCGAGUUCACACUGGCGAGAAGCCAUUCACCUGCUCAGUCUGUGGGAAGAGGUUCACUGAUCAAUCCACCCUACAGAAACAUCAGCGAGUUCACACUGGGGAAAAGCCGUUCACGUGCUCAGAAUGUGGGAAGAGAUUCACUGAGUCAUCCAGCCUACAGAGACAUCAGCGAGUUCACACUGGGGAGAAGCCAUUCACCUGCUCAGUCUGUGGGAAGAGAUUCACUCGGUCAUCCAACCUACUGGCACAUCAGCGACUUCACACUGGGGAGAAGCCAUUCACCUGCUCAGUUUGUGGGAAGAGAUUCACUAAUUCAUCCAGCCUACAGGGACAUCAGCGAGUUCACACUGGGGAGAAGCCAUUCACCUGCUCAGUCUGUGGGAAGAGGUUCACUGAUCAAUCCACCCUACAGAAACAUCAGCGAGUUCACACUGGGGAAAAGCCGUUCACCUGCUCAGAAUGUGGGAAGAGAUUCACUGAGUCAUCCAGCCUACAGAGACAUCAGCGAGUCCACACUGGGGAGAAGCCAUUCACCUGCUCAGUCUGUGGGAAGAGAUUCACUAAUUCAUCCAGCCUACAGAAUCAUCAGCGAGUUCACACUGGGGAGAAGCCGUUCACCUGUUCAGAAUGUGGGAAGGGAUUUACUCAGUUAUCCAACCUACAGAGUCAUCAGCGAGUUCACACUGGGGAGAAGCCGUUCACGUGCUCAGAAUGUGGGAAGAGAUUCACUCAGUCAUCCAGCCUACAGAGUCAUCAGCGAGUUCACACUGGGGAGAAGCCAUUCACCUGCUUAGAAUGUGGGAAAGGAUUCACUCAGUCAUCCAAACUGCUGGUACACCAGUCAGUUCACAGUGGGGAGUGGCCAUUCACCUGUUCAGACUGUGGGAAGGGAUUCACUUGCUCGUCUAAGCUAAUGGCUCACCAGCGAGUUCACACUGGAGAGAUGCUGUUCACCUGCUCAGUCUCUGAGAAGAGAUUUACUGAGUCAUCCAACCUAGUGGCACAUCAGCAAGGUCACACUGGGGAGAAGCCAUUCACCUGCUCAGACUGUGGGAAGAGAUUCACUGAGUCAUCCAGCCUACAGAGACAUCAGCGAGUUCACACUGGGGAGAAGCCAUUCACCUGCUCAGUCUGUGGGAAGAGAUUCACUAAUUCAUCCACCCUACAGAGUCAUCAGCGAGUUCACACUGGCGAGAAGCCAUUCACCUGCUCAGUCUGUGGGAAGAGGUUCACUGAUCAAUCCACCCUACAGAAACAUCAGCGAGUUCACACUGGGGAAAAGCCGUUCACGUGCUCAGAAUGUGGGAAGAGAUUCACUGAGUCAUCCAGCCUACAGAGACAUCAGCGAGUUCACACUGGGGAGAAGCCAUUCACCUGCUCAGUCUGUGGGAAGAGAUUCACUCGGUCAUCCAACCUACUGGCACAUCAGCGACUUCACACUGGGGAGAAGCCAUUCACCUGCUCAGUUUGUGGGAAGAGAUUCACUAAUUCAUCCAGCCUACAGGGACAUCAGCGAGUUCACACUGGGGAGAAGCCAUUCACCUGCUCAGUCUGUGGGAAGAGAUUCACUGAUCAAUCCACCCUACAGAAACAUCAGCGAGUUCACACUGGGGAAAAGCCGUUCACCUGCUCAGAAUGUGGGAAGAGAUUCACUGAGUCAUCCAGCCUACAGAGACAUCAGCGAGUCCACACUGGGGAGAAGCCAUUCACCUGCUCAGUCUGUGGGAAGAGAUUCACUAAUUCAUCCAGCCUACAGAAUCAUCAGCGAGUUCACACUGGGGAGAAGCCGUUCACCUGUUCAGAAUGUGGGAAGGGAUUUACUCAGUUAUCCAACCUACAGAGUCAUCAGCGAGUUCACACUGGGGAGAAGCCGUUCACCUGCUCAGUCUGUGGGAAGAGAUUCACUAAUUCAUCCAGCCUACAGAAUCAUCAGCGAGUUCACACUGGGGAGAAGCCGUUCACGUGCUCAGAAUGUGGGAAGAGAUUCACUCAGUCAUCCAGCCUACAGAGUCAUCAGCGAGUUCACACUGGGGAGAAGCCAUUCACCUGCUUAGAAUGUGGGAAAGGAUUCACUCAGUCAUCCAAACUGCUGGUACACCAGUCAGUUCACAGUGGGGAGUGGCCAUUCACCUGUUCAGACUGUGGGAAGGGAUUCACUUGCUCGUCUAAGCUAAUGGCUCACCAGCGAGUUCACACUGGAGAGAUGCUGUUCACCUGCUCAGUCUCUGAGAAGAGAUUUACUGAGUCAUCCAACCUAGUGGCACAUCAGCAAGGUCACACUGGGGAGAAGCCAUUCACCUGCUCAGACUGUGGGAAGAGAUUCGCUAAUUCAUCCACCCUACAGAGACAUCAGCGAGUCCACACUGGGGAGAAGCCAUUCACCUGCUCAGUCUGUGGGAAGGGAUUCACUCAGUCAUCCAACCUACUGGCACAUCAGCGAGUUCACACUGGGGAGAAGCCAUUCACCUGCUCAGUCUGUGGGAAGAGAUUCACUAAUUCAUCCACCCUACAGAGUCAUCAGCGAGUUCACACUGGCGAGAAGCCAUUCACCUGCUCAGUCUGUGGGAAGAGGUUCACUGAUCAAUCCACCCUACAGAAACAUCAGCGAGUUCACACUGGGGAAAAGCCGUUCACGUGCUCAGAAUGUGGGAAGAGAUUCACUGAGUCAUCCAGCCUACAGAGACAUCAGCGAGUUCACACUGGGGAGAAGCCAUUCACCUGCUCAGUCUGUGGGAAGAGAUUCACUCGGUCAUCCAACCUACUGGCACAUCAGCGACUUCACACUGGGGAGAAGCCAUUCACCUGCUCAGUUUGUGGGAAGAGAUUCACUAAUUCAUCCAGCCUACAGGGACAUCAGCGAGUUCACACUGGGGAGAAGCCAUUCACCUGCUCAGUCUGUGGGAAGAGAUUCACUGAUCAAUCCACCCUACAGAAACAUCAGCGAGUUCACACUGGGGAAAAGCCGUUCACCUGCUCAGAAUGUGGGAAGAGAUUCACUGAGUCAUCCAGCCUACAGAGACAUCAGCGAGUCCACACUGGGGAGAAGCCAUUCACCUGCUCAGUCUGUGGGAAGAGAUUCACUAAUUCAUCCAGCCUACAGAAUCAUCAGCGAGUUCACACUGGGGAGAAGCCGUUCACCUGUUCAGAAUGUGGGAAGGGAUUUACUCAGUUAUCCAACCUACAGAGUCAUCAGCGAGUUCACACUGGGGAGAAGCCGUUCACGUGCUCAGAAUGUGGGAAGAGAUUCACUCAGUCAUCCAGCCUACAGAGUCAUCAGCGAGUUCACACUGGGGAGAAGCCAUUCACCUGCUUAGCCUGUGGGAAAAGAUUCACUCAGUCAUCCACCCUACAGAAUCAUCAGCGAGUUCACACUGGGGAGAGGCCAUUCACCUGCUCAGUCUGUGGGAAGAGAUUCACUCAGUCAUCCAACCUGCAGAGUCAUCAGCGAGUUCAUACUGGGGAGAAGGUAUUCACCAGCUCAGAAUGUGGGAAAGGAUUCACUCAAUCAUCCCACCUACUGGCACACCAGUCAGUUCACAAUGAGGAGUGGCUGUUGUUAUGAUUCCCUAGAUUUCAUUUGCUGUGGACUAUCAUUUUGAGAGAGAGAGAGAGAGAGAUUAAGAAGGGAAAUCAGUCUGACUUGCAGCUUGUUUACAUCGCUCACAGCUUGUUUAGUUUUAACCAAGGACACAGAUACUCAGUCAGAUGGAGAUGAAGGAGGAAAAAUGGAAGGUUUGGAACAAGGGAACUACUGGCCAAGGGUCACUGUUUCGAACUUUCCUCUGCCCACAAGGGUGGGUUAAUUAUCGAUUCAGCAUACAUUGAAUGUGUGAUUGUCAUCUCGUUUGAUCCAUAGGAGUGGAUCUGAUUUGGGGUAUCCUGUGAAGACCACUUAUGUGUUGACCCUUGCCUGGGUGUGGUGUGGAAAUUCACUUGAAGACGAUACCUCUUGUGACAAGUCACUUCUGGUGAUAAUUUGUAUGUGGAUUUGGAACGACGACAGAUAAAAUCUACAGCGACUGUUCCCUCGUUUUACCACCAUGGAUGCUGUGGAAUUCAACGUUAUUGCCUUUUCUCGAUAUUUACCCUGGAUUACAAAUAUCUCUCUCUCCUCAACUAUUCUGUGGUUGAACUGAACUUUCAUAGUUCACCAUCUCAAGACUCCAAGCCUUGUUUCCCCUGAGCUCAAUAGUUUGGGAGUUAUAUUUACCCACAUAUAUACAUAUAACACUGUUAACUUUUGUUUAUCUUGCUUAAGUUACUGUAUUGUUAGUAGGUACUAAUAAAGAUAGUGGAUUUAACAUCAAAAACAGACUCUUGGUGUAGUCUAUUGCUGCUGACUCAUUUCUAUAGUGUUACGGGGUCAAGAUUGGGACCUGCAUCCAAUACAGGAAAAGAUUUGGAGGCAUAUUGAUUAAUUAUCGAUUUCAUUGGAGAAAUCCCUUUUGAUUUAUUUGUGUAUGGAAAAUCCGCAGCAAUGGAUGUUGAUAGAUGUCUGGAAGCGCCAACCUCUGAGGUGUUAGAGGACACCAGAAGGAUUGAGUUGCUGAGUAUUGCUAAAAGGUUAAAACUUGCUAAGGUGAAAUCGACAAUGAGGAGGUCACAGAUGCAGAGGAAAAUAGCUGAGUAUUAUGUAUCUGAGGGUGUGUUUAAAGUGCAGGAGUUGGAGGUGUUUCCUGAAAGUAAUCCUAGUGAGCUUGAGCUCCCGUACAAGUUAGAAAAAAUAAAGAUAGAGGCUGUGGAAAGGCAGAGGCAGGUUGAGGCUAAAGACGCAGAAAAACAGAGAGGAAGCAGAAAGACAGAGGCUGUUCGAGCUGGCAAUGAUAGAGAGAUUGCAGCAAAGGGGUCUAGCGUUAGACUCUGGUGAUAAGUUUCAGGCCAGUCGGUAAGUUAAAUCGGUGUCUCCAUUUGACGAGGCAGAGGUUGAUAAAUACUUCCAGCAUCUUGAGAAGUUUGCUCAGGGUUUUGAAAUGGCCAAAAGAGGUUUGGCCUAUUCUCUUACAAAGUGUAAUUAAGGGGAAGGCUCAGCAAGCCUAUUCUGCUUUGACAGUUGUUGAAGCAGCUGAUUAUGACAUAGUGAAACAGGCUGUGCUCAAAGCUUACGAGUUGGUCCCAGAAGCAUACAGGCAAAAGUUUAGAAAUUUGAGGAAAUCUGUGAACCAGACUUAUAUGGAAUUUGCUUAUAGAAGUUUGUGUGUUUUGACCGCUGGUGCACAUAUAAAAAUGUAAAUGAUGAUUUUUAACAGCUUGAAAGAGUUGGUUUUAAUUGAAGAAUUCAAAAUGUGCGUCCCUGAUGACAUAAAGAUGUAUUUAAAUGAAAAGGAUGCUGCCAGUUUGCAGGAGUCUGCUAGAUUAGCAGUUAAGUUUGCUUUAACUCAUAACGUUAAGUUCACCCAGAAUAAGAGUUUCCAAAAGAGUAGCAGGGAUAACCAGAGUAAACCAGAAAUUAAAGCUGGGACUAGUGAUGAGACUAAGGAUGAAGGGAAGCAGUUGAAGGAGAAAUAUUCUGGUCUUCCUUGUUACUAUUGUAAGAAAGCUGGUCACAUGAUGGCUAAUUGUUCUGUCCUGAAGAAGAAAAAGGAAAAGGAGACACUGAUCACAGGCAUGUGGGACUAUGUUGAAGCACCUGUAAACCCACAAGGUUCUGAACAUUCUGUUGUGGCUUAGUUAAGGACUGAGAUGUCUGACCGAGUUAAGGGAUUCGAUCAUUUUAUGUCAGAUGGGUUUGUAUUAGUAAUGGAAGGGUCAACCCUGGUACCAGUGAAAAUUCUUCGAGAUACUGGGGCUUCUCAGUCACUUAUAUUAGACAGCCUUCUAAAGUUUGGUGAUGAGACUGACACUGGUGAGGUAAAUCUUAUUAAAGGCAUUGGGGGCAGCAUUGUUUCUGUUCCAUUGCACAAGGUAACUUUACAGUCAGGGUUGGUUUCGGGACCUGUUAAGAUUGGAUUAUGCUCCAGUUUACCAGUGGAAGAUGUUACUUUGCUGUUUGGGAAUGAGCUGGCAGAUGGUAAAGUUGUUCCUGCAGUGCAGUUGACAACUAAGCCAACCACUGACGACUCACAGAUGGAUUUUAACAUUUAUCGCAGUAACUCGAAGUAUGGCUAAAAAGUCUGCCAAUGCAGACGGUUCUGUGCAGCAUGAUUCUGAUACCCAUGAUAGCCAAAAUCAGGUUGACCAGGAUUCAGGUUAUGAUGACUUGUCAGGGACCUUUCAGCCUUCAUUGUUUCAACAGGAUUCAAGUACUAAGUCUGAGGAGAAAGAUUUAUCCCUGUCCAGGAAGGAGUUUAUAGCAGAACAGAACCGAGACCCUGAGAUUGAAGCUUUAUAAGAAACAUCUCUCUCAGAUGAUGAGAUUAAGAAAAUGACAGUAGGGUAUUAUCUGAAGGAUGGAGUGUUAAUGAGGAAGUGGAGGCCACCUGCUAUACCUGUGAGUGAGGAAUGGGCAAUUGUUCACCAAGUUGUAGUUCCUAAAGUUCAUAGGACUGAAAUUUUAACUUUGGCCCACAGUAUGCCCUUCGGUGGCCAUUUCGGAGAGAAUAAAACUGUAAACAGGAUUCUGAAAGACUUUUACUUGCCGAAUUUGAGGAAAGAUGUUUUGACCUUUUGCAGAACCUGUCACACUUGUCAAGUUGUGGGUAAACCUAAUCAGGUCACCCCAGUGGCCCCACUCCAGCCCAUACCUGCAUUCGGUGAACCCUUUUUCAAAUUUAUAGUGGAUUGUGUUGACCUAUUGCCAAAGACUAAAACUGUCCAUCAGUAUUUGCUAACUAUUAUGUGUACUGCAUCCAGAUUCCCAGAGGCAAUACCUCUCAGAAAUAUUAAAGCUGAAACUGUGGCGAAGGCUCUUAACAAGUUUUUUUUUUACUUUAUUUGGUUUGCCUAAAGAAAUCCAGUCUGAUCAAGGAAGUAAUUUUACAUCUCGAUUAUUCCAGCAGGUAUUUUAGGAACUGGGAGCUAAACAAAUUGCAUCGUCUGCGUACCAUCUGGAAUCACAAAGGGCUUUAGAAAGAUUUCAUUCUACUGUCAAAACAAUGAUUAAGACAUAUUGUGUUGAAAAUGGAAACAACUGGGAUGAAGGAAUACAUUUGCUUUUGUUCACUGUAAAGGCUGAUUUAUACUUGUGCAUUCGGGAUUCGCCGUAUCCUACACCGUAGGCCCAAUUUAAUUUUUGCGUAGCCCUACGCCGUAGCGAGCAUGCGUAGUUGUGACUGCAUCGCUCUGCACUUCACCACCAAAAUGCAAGUUGGCCGUGGAGUUUCUCUGACACUGUUGAGUUUCUUCGUGAGAGACAUGGACGAGGAAAUGCAUUUCAAAUAUUUUCCCAUGUCGGCAGGUAGACUUGACGAUUUGGUUCAUUGUCUCCAACCAUUUAUUUCGCAUCAGUGUACAGACAUGGCAGAGAAAAGCAACCGGAAAUGCGAUGCUACCAAGUGGACCAAUGACAGUUGUUGCGGUCUACGUCGCCGCGACGCGUGAGUUACUUUUUUGAGGAGGUGCACGUUACCCUGCGGCGUAGGGUACAGCGUGGGUACGGCGUAGGGUACGUGGUGCCAAUGGCGUACACUUGACGCACAAGUAUAAAUCAGGCUUAAGAGAGUUGGUACAGGAGUCACUGGGCUUUAGUCCAUUUGAACUUGUAUUUGGUCAUGGAGUGAGAGGACCUUUGACCUUGUUAAAGGAACAGUGGAUUGAGGGGGAUGUAUAUGUUAACUUGUUAGACUAUGUUUUGAAGUUCAAAAAUAAACUACACCAAGCCUGUCGUCCAGCGAGACAAAACUUAAAGAUUUCUCAAAACAAAAUGAAGUGUUGGUAUGAUAAGCAGACCAAAACAAAAGAAAAUACAAGGUGGGGGAUAAUGUUCUUGCCUUAUCUCCAAUGUUAACGAAUCCACUUCAAGCAAAAUUCAAUGGACUGUAUGAAAUAGUCUCUCAAAUUAAUAAUGUGAAUUAUGUUAUUAAAACACACGACCAACGUAAACUAACACGGGUGGUACACAUCAAUAUGAUAAAGCCUUAUUCUGACAAGCAGGCACCAUCGGUGAGCGUUGUCAAACAUAUCAAUCUGGCAACCCUGAGAAUGAAACAAUUGACUCGUCUGAAACUUUUCACAAGCCAAACAUGGUCCCAGUUAGGCUAAUGAACUCGGUUGUUCUCGAAAACAUUGACAACAAGUUGGCUCAUCUGCAGCCAAAGCAACAACAACAGCUGAAGGAAUUAAUUCUGAAGUUUAAAGAUUUAUUUCCCGAUGUUCCCAAGUAAACCACGGUUGCAGUACAUGACGUAGAUAUUGGUCAAGCCAAACCGAUUAAACAACACCCAUAUCACAUGAAUGUAGAGAAGUGUAAAUUGGCCGAGCAAGAAAUUGAAUAUAUGCUGAAAAUGGUAUUAUUAGGCCUUCAACAUCAGAUUGGAGCUCACCCUGUGUUAUUGUGCCCAAACCUGAUGGUAGUGUUAGAUUUUGCACUGAUUAUAGGAAGGUAAAUGCAGUAACAAAAACAGAUGCCUAUUCUAUUCCUAGGGUGGUUGAUUGCAUCGAUAAGGUUGGAAAAGGUAAUUUCUUACAAAGAUUGAUCUGUUGAAAGGGUAUUGGUGUGUUCCAUUGACGGACUGAGGUAGAGAAAUUUCUGCAUUUGUUACACCUUCUGGGUUGUAUGAAUACAAUGUUUCGCUAUUUGGAAUGAAAUAUGCUUCAGGAACAUUCCAGAGAAUGAUUGAUUCUGUAAUUCAAGGGUUAGGGCACACAGAUGCCUAUAUUGAUGACUUAGUCACAGGGAGUGACACUUGGGAAGAGCAUAUCUCUGUAGUAGAAAAGCUGUUUGACAGGCUUUCCAAGGCCAACCUUACAGUUGACUUAGCUAAGAGUGAAUUUGGCCAUGCCUCUGUGAUCUAUCUUGGCUGUGUUGUAGGUCAAGGCAAGUUGGCUCCUGUGCAGGCAAAAUCCAGGCAAUUUCUGAAGUUCCUAUUCCGACUGUGUGACGAAGGCCCGUCACUGAUUACAGACGUCUCAUGGUACACUCGGUAAAACACUCAAAGGGUCAUCCACACUCAUUAUUCCCCUCUGUUAUUGUGGUGAGUGAAUGCAUCUCAAUAAAUCAACAGUCACGAUUUUACACUCAACCCCAGCAAUAAUAGGUAUGAAAAAAAGAAACACACUGUCACAGUUUUAUUAUCUCAGGUCAAUUUAUUCAUAUUCAUCUUUCCAAUAAGUGUUUUGCCCAAGUGUCAUGAUAAUCUGACGUCUCUCUCCUCCACAGUCACUGGGUCUGAAACAGAGCUGCUGCAUAGAGCUGUCUUAUAUAGAGGCAGCAGCAACCUGCACAGGUGUGCCGAUGGUGGAGGAUACCAUCUUUACCUGGGACAAGGGUUACGUUACCUAAUUACUCAUCUUGUGGUAAAGUUUUGGGGUUUAUUUAAGUUAUUUAACCAGGAAAUGGUGAAUCCUGUGAUGAAGUAUAUGUGUUUAUUGUGAGAACUGGUGGUAGAGUUUCAGAUUGUGUGAAAUGGAAGAUAAUUGAGUUAAUUAGCUUUUGGUUAGUCUAGGGGGAUUGGUUUAGCAGUUAUAAGCCUCGGGUUACCAAGGCUUUGGGUUGUUUUUUUAUUUAAUCUGAGGGUGGCUGUUAACCAGACAGGUGACAAUUGCAAGCUGUAUAUAUAUAAAAAAUCUUCUUGUUUUGAUGUGGACAUUCAAGUUUUUGUUUUUCCACUAUUUUUGUAAAUAAAAGCACCUCAAUCUAUUUUUGCCACUCAAGUCAUCUUGUUAUU
This is a messenger RNA of Mobula hypostoma (lesser devil ray), 13860 nucleotides long. Its product is annotated as zinc finger protein 208-like. Lineage: Eukaryota; Metazoa; Chordata; Chondrichthyes; Myliobatiformes; Myliobatidae. Gene Ontology annotation, molecular function: DNA-binding transcription factor activity; RNA polymerase II cis-regulatory region sequence-specific DNA binding. Gene Ontology annotation, biological process: regulation of transcription by RNA polymerase II. Bases 1149 to 7661 code for a protein of 2170 amino acids. The record is from RefSeq and is a predicted model, not a curated record. The transcript has 2 exons.